This is a messenger RNA of Diospyros lotus (date-plum), 5373 nucleotides long. Its product is annotated as protein TRIGALACTOSYLDIACYLGLYCEROL 5, chloroplastic. Gene Ontology annotation, molecular function: ADP binding. The coding region runs from base 633 to 1523 and encodes 296 amino acids. NCBI's taxonomy places the organism in Eukaryota, Viridiplantae, Streptophyta, Magnoliopsida, Ericales, Ebenaceae. Gene Ontology annotation, biological process: signal transduction; defense response. The transcript is spliced from 3 exons. The record is from RefSeq and is a predicted model, not a curated record.
UGGCCCUUUAUGGAUUGGAUAACCCAAUCCAAACGCAUCCUUGGAUUUGACCCAGUGGGUGACCCAGCAAGCUUAAUGGGUCGCAUGGGUCACCCACCUUCUUCCUUAAUAGCCUAGGGUUUUAAACCCUUUCAUUGCGCCACCGCCGCCACCUCUGUAUUUUUCAUCUCCAGCGGCUUUGGCCGCCCGCUUACUCUUUUAAUGGCGGUCUUCGAGCUUCGCGAACAGGGAGCAAGGCAUCCCAUAACCGAUGAUCGACCGAUCGGCCACUGUUAUGGCGAAAACAAUCCAUUUCAGGUUGCCCAUGGCGAAACAUCGAUCGACGGUAGCACGAGGCAUAAUCAGCCACCAUCGACGACAGCAAAACCCAUGGCCGCGAUCGAUCGGUCCUCUUCACCGGCCAUCCAUCAUUCUGGCAAAAGCAAAGACGAAUCAUGGGGAAGACACAGGGCCGCGGCUAUGUCGAUGCAAGCUCCGUCGCCCAGAGUUAUGGCGAGCAGGGAUCGACGGCUCAAGAUCGACGCCACUGUUAUGGCCAAGAUCGAUCGGUCUUCCUGGCCAUGGCGGAUACGCCGUCGAUUUGCGCACGAUGAAGAAGAGGAAACGAUGGCCAUGGAGGAACGCAUAAACCCAUGGCCACCGAUAUCGCACAUCACUGGCAACAAGUAGAUCUCUUGGAUUUACGGAAACAAAGAGGAAGCGUUGGAGAAGUAUUUGCCAGACACGAGCGAGAUUCCAGCGAAGAGAAGGAGAAACAGAAGGUGCAGAGACGGAGGAUUACUCUAAUGGAAGCAGCCAACAUUUCUGGGUGGGAUUCAGAAAAUGGCACAACCCACGGUCUUGAAGCAAAACUUGCCCGAGAAAUCAUCAAAGACAUCCUUCAUAAACUGAGAGAUAAGGAUUCAAGCAUUCUUGAUUAUGUUGUUGGAUUAGAUCCUCGUGUAGCAGAAGUGAAAUCACUGUUGGGUAUAGGAUUGGAUGAUUCACGUAUAGUGGGGAUAUGUGGAAUGGGUGGUAUAGGAAAGACUACCAUUGCCAAGGCUGUUUAUAACCAAAUUUGUUCUCAGUUUGAUGCUAGCAGCUACCUUGCAAAUGUUAGAGAAACUUCUGAGAAACAUGGUUUGGAGUCAUUGCAAGAAUUGCUUCUCUCUGGCAUCCUCUUAGACAGUGAUAUAAAAAUAAGAAAUCUUGAUCGAGGGCUUAGUAUGAUAAUGAACAGGGCACAAUGUAUGAGGGUUCUUGUAGUCCUUGAUGAUGUGGACCGGUUAAAUCAACUGGAAGCUCUUGUUGGAAAGCUUGAUUGGUUUGGUUUAGGAAGUAGAAUUAUAAUAAUGACCAAAGACACUCAUUUACUUAACAAUUAUGAAGUGGAUCAUGUGUAUGUAGUUAAAGAACUAAAUAAUGAGGAAGCUGUUAAGCUAUUUUGUUGUAAAGCAUUUAGGAAAAACCAACAAACACAGGGUUAUGAGGGGCUCACAAACAGUGCAGUUAGUUAUGCUAAAGGAGUUCCAUUAGCUCUCUGAGUUUUGGGCUCUUUUCUCUUUGGCAGAAGCAUAAUUGAAUGGCGAAGUGCAGUUGAUAGAAUAAGGGAAAAGCCCAAUGCAGAAAUUCAGGAAGUUCUCAAAUUAAGCUAUGAUGGACUGAACCAUGAAGAGAAGGAAAUUUUCUUGACAUUGCUUGCUUCUUUAAAGGGGAGAGCAAAGAUUACAUAAUAGAUAUACUGGAUGCUUGUGGCUUCUGCACUCAUAUUGGUAUACAUAUUCUUGUUAACAAUAUUGAACAACAAGAUAGAUAUGCAUGAUCUAAUGCAAGAAAUGGGAUGGCAUAUUGUUAGUGAAGAAUCACCAAAAGAGCCUGGUAGUAGAAACAGGUUGUGGUACAAUAGUGACAUCCACCAUGUUCUCAAAAAAAAUACAGUAAGUGCUCUCUUGAAAUGUGUUGAAUUGUUAGCAACCUUCUCAUAUAUUAGCCUAAGCUUGUAGAGAGAAAGUAUCUUUAUCUUUUAUGUUGUUAUUUUUACUCUGAAUAGAAUGAAAGGGAAAUAGAACACUUUGGAAAACAUUCACUUCUUUAAUUUCUUACCCUUUCCUCUUAUUUAUUAGGGGACAGAAGCAAUUGAGGGCAUAAUUUUGGCUUCUUCUCGAAUUAAAGAAAUCCCCUUGAGUCUUCGUACAUUCUAAAAAAUGAGUAAAUUACUACUCCUUAGGGUUCAUAAUAUUCAGCUUCCUCAUCGUCUUGACUACCUCCCAAUGAGUUAAGCCAUCUUGAUUGCCUGCAACAACUAUGGAAGGGAACAAUGGUAUGGCUAAAAUAGUUUUAUGCAUGCUUUUUUCCUUAACUACAUAUGGUUGUGUUGUUGAAAUCCUAUUUAUCCUAAUAAGCUUUAUCCGUUGCUAUUUAUGACAGUCCCUAGAGAAGUUGAAAUACAUUGACCUCAGCUAUUUGUUAUACAUAACUGAGACCCCAGAUUUUACACUGGUGGUAAAUCAUGAGAAACUGAUUCUUGAAGGUUGUAUGAGCUUGGUUGAGAUUGGCCCAUCCAUUGGAGCCAUUAAAGGACUUGCUUUCUUAAAUUUAUAGGACUGCAAAUAUCUUAAGGUUCUUCCUACAAGCAGUUGGUUGAAAUCCCUUCAAAGUCUUGGUUCUUUCUGGUGGGUCAAAACUCAAAAAUAUUUCUCAAGUCCUAGCAUGUACAAAAUGCUUAAUUGAGCUUUAUUUGGAUGGGACAUGUAUCAUGGAACUGCCAGUUGAACAUGUCAACAAUCUUGUCUUAUUUUGUCUACGGGAUUGCAAAAAACUUACAACUCUUCCAAGUGGCAUUUGUGGGUUGAAAUUUCUCAAAACAUUGAUUCUUUCUGGCUCCUCAAACCUUAACAAAUUGCCUCAGAAUUUGGGAGAACUGGAAAGCUUGGAAGAGCUUUGUGCUGAUUUGACUGCUAUUAAACAGCCACCAUCAUCCAUUAUAUUCUUGAGGAACCUUAAAUCGUGGAUGCAAGGGAGAAACAUCUACGCUAUGGAAUUCUGUGUUUUCUACAUUUAUAAUUCCAAGAAAAUGUCAAGAUCCCGUUGGUUUGGUGCUACCUCCUCUAUUGGGUUUAUGCUCAUUGAAAGAGCUAGAUCUUAGUGACUGCAACAUUUCAGAAGGAUUUCUCCCAAAUGACCUAGGCUCUUUGUCCUCAUUGGAAGGUUUAAAGCUUUAGUGGUAACAGUUUUAUGAGUUUGUCGGCAAGCACCAGUGGUCUUUCCAGACUUAUAUCCAUUGCUUGAGCUCCCAUCAAGUAUUGUUUACAUUAAUGCCAAUGGUUGCACAUCAUUAGAAAGAUUACCCAAUCUUACUACUGCUUAUGAAAAGCUUCAGGAGUUCACAUUGAAUAAUUGCCAUAUGCUAGCAAAGAAUCAUCUCAGCAAGAGCCACCUUGCCCUUGAACUUUUCCAAAGUCACCUUGGGCUCUCUCUCUCCCUCCCACCCCCCCCCCCCCCCCCCCCCUCCUCUCUCUCUCUCUCUCUCUCUCUCACACACACACACACACGUCCUUGUGGGUGGGGUGCAGGGUUUUGCUACUUCAAGGUUCGAAGAAUUCACCAUUGUUGUUCCUGGAAGAGAGGUUCCAAAGUGCUUCAGCUAUCAAAAUAAUAUGGGAGAUACUGUCCAAAGCCCACUGAUGCCAGGUUGGUAUGUGAAGCUCAAGGGUUUUGUUGUAUGCGCUGUUUUUGCAGCACGGGCUGCAACUCAUGCCAAAGGCCAUGUGAAUUGCGGCUGGUUGUCCAUUGAUGUUGCAGUCCACACCCUUUGGCUACUACUCUAGGAUGCAAUACUUUGAUUCAGAUCAUUUGUUUCUGCACUUCAAACCAUUCCGAUCAAUUCCCUUUGUUGACCACGGGGAGGUGGAUCUGUUGAAUUCAUGGACUCAAUUCAUCGCUAAUUUUAUCAGUGGUAACCCUGAAAUGUUUUUCCCAAAAGAAUGUGCUACAUGGCUGCUGUAUGAGAAGGACGUGGAAUGUAUGGGUCCAAGAACAAGUAUCCAACAAAGUGUCUCUGAGCUAAUGCAAUAUGAUAUAUUGAGAAAGAGGAGCCGCCAUGAAUCUUACUUAAAUGAGGCGGAUACAGGAGAAAGUACGUUGCUGUUCAUUUUGAUAGAUUGCUCUUAAAUUUGUGAUCUCUUGCCUGUUGGUACUGUAGUUCUUUCUCCUCACUUCUUACCAAAGUGACAUGGUAGAGACAUUUGAACUUGAGGAACUGAAUCAAUUAUUUGUCUUUUGCACAAUUCAAGUUUUUUUUUUUUUUUUUGUGUGAGCGAAUGCAUCAAGAGGAACCAAAUUCUAAAAUUCUGUGGUCAUCAUACAUAGGUGUCAUAUGCUCUUCUAACUGAUCAUCCUUGCCAAUUUACAGUUGUUUUGCUGGAUGUUUUUUCACCAUUACGCAUAUUUAUGGGUUAUGGGUCCAGGGAGAAUCGAGAACUAACCCUAACCAAGGUAAUUAAGUCGGUGAAUUGCUUUAGUUCUCUUGUCAAAGUUGGUUCAGGUUCAAGUCCAAAAACGGUAGACUAGAAUUGGUUUGGGUUUGGGUUUGAUUGUCACUCUCGGUCUUGUAUUUGUAAAGAUGAACUGACCCAAUGAGUUUGUUUGUUUAGAAGUCCGAGUAAGCUUUUGCUUGUUUAUUUUGGCCCUAGUGAUACAAUCCCUCUCACGAGGAUGUUUUCUAACUACAAAUGUGGAGGAUUAAAUAUUUGCUAUCAUAUAUAUAUAUAUAUACAUAUAUAUAUAUAUUCCUUUUUUGGUUUUUACAUGAUUCUUGUUACUUUAAUUUUCUCGGUAGCUUUUUUUUUUCUUUUUUUUUUUAAAAAAAUAUUGGAAUAUUUUAUUUUUACCUUUUGUCAUGUUUUUCAUUAAAAGAUGUCAUUUUUUCCCGCUAAAAUAAAGGUGUAAUGAUUUCGAUCCUUGAAAAUGUCUAUUUUUGUGAAUGAAGGUGUCUGUCUUUAUCCUUAGACAAUUCUCCCCCACAACGCUGCAACCUAAACUUUUCUAAUAAUUUACUUAUUUUUGGAGUCAAGACCCAACCAGAUUCCAAUGACUGACAGAGUUGCAUUUGUUUAGCUAUGAUUGGGUUCGUUGGGUGGCAUAUUAUGUAACGAGGUUGAACUGAGCAAAGUCUUGAUGGAAAAGUAGAGGGACUUAGAAAGUGAGCAAGUAAACGAAGACCGCAAAAGUGUAGAGAGAAAAAAAAAAAUGAGAAUAAGAAGAAAAAAUUAAAAAGAGAGAGAAAAGAAUAAGAAGAAAUAUUAAAGAGAGAAAAAGAAAUUAGAGAGAGAGGGGAAUUUUUCAUCUUAAAUUUAGAUUUAGUCUUGAAAAGAAAAAGAGGAAUAGAGGAGAGAA